Molecule: messenger RNA, 2058 nt
Organism: Fusarium graminearum PH-1
Lineage: Eukaryota; Fungi; Ascomycota; Sordariomycetes; Hypocreales; Nectriaceae
Exons: 3
Coding region: 1-2058 (685 amino acids)
Source: RefSeq, a predicted model, not a curated record
AUGCCACCGCUACCAGGAUUCUCCGAUAACAAGUUCGAAAGCCGAGACGACUUUAUCGAGGCCAUUAUCGCACUCAUAAGUCCCCUCAAUAAAUACUUCUCACCAGAUAAAUCUCGAAUUCGUAUACCGGUAGCAACAGGUGCACAUUUCGAUGAGUCGGCUGCCCAGCUAGAAGGUUUUGCGAGGCCACUGUGGGCGAUUGCACCAUUGCUCUACGGAUACGACUCUAUCAAAAACAAAGAGCUAGUAGCUCGCGUCGACGAAUUAGUCCAGCCAUGGGUUCAGGGCUUCAUAGCAGGGACAGAUCCAGAGCACUCCGAAUAUUGGGGUGCUAUGAACCACAUGGAUCAGAAAAUGGUCGAAGCUGAGAUGAUUGCAUUUGCCCUUAUCGCCGCACCAAACCGAUUUUACAACCCGCUGAGUGACAGUCAAAAGAACAACGUCAAAUCCUGGCUCAGCUCCAUCAACGGAAAGCAGAUGCCCCGAAAUAAUUGGAGAUGGUUCCGCGUAUUCUGCAACUUGGCCCUAGUCAAGACCUGCGGUGUGCCUCUUUCUCAAGUCCAAUCUGAACUAGAUGCAGAUCUUGAUAUAUUAGAUAGCUUCUAUCUCGAGGAUGGGUGGUCAGGUGACGGACCAUGGCAAACAGUCGAGCAGGCGAUCCAAGAGCAGGAGCUUACCAAAAAGACUGGACGUCGAGAUGCCAUUGGAGUGGGACGACAAGCAGACUACUACUCUGGAAGCUUCGCCAUUCAAUUCAGCCAGGUUCUUUACUCAAAGUUCGCUGCCGACCUGGACGAGAAGAGAUGUUCUUCUAUUCCUUUCGGUCGAUCGUUGACAUAUCGAUUUGCCUGUGGAGGAUUCUUCGGUGCUUUGGCAUUUGCAAAAGUCCCUGGUAUGCCUAAGCCGCUUGAUUCACCAGGGGCUAUCAAAGGCUUCCUCACACGGCAUCUCAGAUGGUGGGCUCACAAUUCGGCUGACAUAUUUGGUACUGAUGGUACCCUUACCAUUGGAUGGCUAUAUCCAAACAUGUUUAUGGCCGAAGAUUACAACUCUCCGCAAUCAGUUUACUGGUCUCUUAAAACUCUCAUCGCUGUUGGUCUAGCCGAUGAUGACGAGUUUUGGGCCUCAGAAGAAUCGGAAUACCCAGCCUUUGACCCUCCAACACAAACAAUCGUCGCUCCCCAACAAAUCCUAUGCAAUCACCCACUCGGAAACCAUCACUUCAUGCUUUCUCCCGGUCAAUUUGUGGCUUGGCCAAUGAAGGCCAAUCAGGCGAAAUACUCCAAGUUUGCCUAUUCUUCAGCUUUUGGUUUCUCUGUGCCUACAGGACCUCUCAUUCAACAGAUCGCCCCGGACAAUCAGCUGGCAUUGAGUAGGGAUGGUGGAGAAACCUGGGCUGUGAAAUGGAAGUGCGAUGCGGUGACGUUUGGGAAUUUGAGGACGAAAUUACACAACGGGUCCCACGCCGAUGUUACGAUCGCCAGUGUGACAUGGUAUCCCUGGGGCGAUCGAGCGGUGGCUGUUGACACCAUUCUUGUGCCGCCCACCGACCAGUGGCCAGACUGGCAUAUUCGGAUGCAUCGCAUACGCUGCAACAAAAGCAUUCCUUCUCUUCAUACUAUUGAAGGUGGAUUUGCUAUCCAUGGCCGAAAGGCCGCCGAUGGCAUGAUCCUACCAACGAUCGACACACUCGACGACGCCACGCCAGGCAAAUCUGAAGGAAUCUACUCAGAUAAUGUUUCAACACUGAUCUCCUCGGAAGAUGGAUGUAGUGGUAUCUCGAUUGAGGCUCUACUGGACCGAUUCAAAACACCAGUCGAGAGCUACGCGCUGAAACCCGAUUCAAACACCAAUAUCGUUCGCCAACGAACACUCAUCCCAGCCGCAGCGGUGUCAAUUUCGGGGGGACUGGAACCCCAGCAAGAACUUUUGAUUCAGACUUCCGUGUUUUCCAUCUCGUCAAAGGCCAACGGGGGUAUCUCAGAUGACGAAUCUUGUCUCAGAGAUCGCUGGCUAAACCGCCCUUCAGUUGAUGUGGCAGGUUUUGAACACAUGUAA